Molecule: messenger RNA, 387 nt
Organism: Aspergillus chevalieri
Lineage: Eukaryota; Fungi; Ascomycota; Eurotiomycetes; Eurotiales; Aspergillaceae
Gene: RPB11
Product: DNA-directed RNA polymerase II core subunit RPB11
Exons: 4
Coding region: 1-387 (128 amino acids)
Biological process (GO): transcription by RNA polymerase II
Cellular component (GO): RNA polymerase II, core complex
Molecular function (GO): protein dimerization activity; DNA binding
Source: RefSeq, a predicted model, not a curated record
AUGAAUGCACCUGACAGAUAUGAGUCCUUCGUCCUUGCCCCUGGCGAGAACAAGGUUGAUUUCGAAAUUGAUACUCGCAUCCCCUCUUCUGCAAUUUUCACCUUCAAUAAGGAAGACCACACCCUGGGCAACUUGCUCCGCUCUCGUCUCUUGCAGAGCUCUCACGUCCUCUUUGCCGGUUACAAGGUCCCUCACCCCCUGCUUCCCAAGUUUGAACUGCGUGUCCAGACCGACGGUGAGAUCACUCCCAAGGACGCCGUGAUCGCAGCCUGUCACGACUUGGUUAAGGACUUGGGUAUUCUCUCCCGUGAGUUCACCAAGGAGUAUGAGCUGCGAAAGAUGGUUGGAUCUACCCAGCAGCAGCAGAACGGCAUCGAUGGACAGUAG